UCAUACCCAAGUCCUUUCACAUAAACCUGAAAUCUUGGAAGUCAUGAGCAACUUCAGCAAAGAAGAAUUUGAGUUGACCUUCCUUGAUGAAGGCUUUACUGCCAAGGAUAUCCUUGACCAGAAAAUAAAUGAAGUAUCAUCUUCUGAUGAUAAAGAUGCCUUCUAUGUUGCUGACCUUGGGGACAUUGUGAAGAAGCACGUGCGGUGGCAUAAGGCCCUUCCUCGGGUGACCCCCUUCUAUGCUGUAAAGUGCAACGACAGCAAAGCUGUUGUGAAGACCCUUGCUGCUCUUGGGGCAGGAUUUGACUGUGCCAGUAAGACGGAAAUACAGCUGGUACAGAGCAUUGGUGUGCCUCCUGAGCGAAUAAUAUAUGCAAAUCCCUGCAAACAAGUGUCUCAAAUCAAACAUGCUGCCAGCAGUGGUGUGCAGAUGAUGACAUUUGAUAGUGAAGUAGAGCUAAUGAAAGUUGCAAGGGCCCAUCCAAAAGCCAAGUUAGUCUUGCGCAUUACCACCGAUGACUCCAAAGCAGUCUGUCGUCUGAGUGUUAAAUUUGGAGCUACACUUAAGACUAGCAGGCUUCUUCUGGAGCGUGCAAAAGAACUUGACCUUGCCAUUGUUGGAGUUAGUUUCCAUGUUGGAAGUGGAUGUACAGACCCAGAGACCUUUGUCCAAGCCAUUUCUGAUGCCCGCUGUGUGUUCGAUAUGGGAGCUGAACUUGGCUUCAAUAUGUAUCUGCUUGAUAUUGGUGGUGGCUUCCCUGGCUCUGAAGAUGUCAAGCUUAAAUUUGAAGAGAUCACAAGUGUAAUCAAUCCAGCACUGGAUAAAUACUUCCCUUCAGAUUCUGGAAUAAAUAUUAUUGCAGAGCCAGGGAGAUACUAUGUUGCAUCAGCAUUCACGCUGGCAGUCAACAUCAUUGCAAAGAAAAUUGUGUUAAAGGAGCAAACAGGUUCUGAUGAUGAAGAUGAUGCAAAUGACAAAACUCUUAUGUACUAUGUGAAUGAUGGGGUCUAUGGAUCAUUCAACUGCAUCUUGUAUGAUCAUGCACAUGUUAAGCCAGUCCUGCAAAAGCGGCCUAAGCCAGAUGACAGCUGCUACUCCUGCAGCAUUUGGGGACCAACCUGUGAUGGCUUAGAUCGGAUUGUUGAGCGGUUUAAUAUGCCAGAGCUGCAAGUUGGUGACUGGAUCCUCUUUGAAAACAUGGGUGCCUAUACUGUUGCAGCAGCCUCUACUUUCAAUGGAUUCCAGAGGCCAACAAUACACUAUGUGAUGUCAAGACCAGCAUGGCAACUGAUGCAGCAGAUCAAGGAGCAAGGGUUCCUAGCUGAAGUGGAGGAGCAGGAUGUUAGUCUGCCAGUCUCUUGUGCCUGGGAAAGUGGAAUUGAAUAUCCAGCAACUUGUGCUUCAGCUAGUAUUAAUGUAUAGGUAAUAUUUAGUAACUAAGUGCAAGGCUUGUCUGAUACAGGAGGAAGGGAGGAGCUGCAUGCCAGAAAAAUUGAGAUCAGCUGCAUCUGUCUGAUGUAAUUAGCUCAACAAAUAUUAAA
Molecule: messenger RNA, 1542 nt
Organism: Ficedula albicollis (Collared flycatcher)
Lineage: Eukaryota; Metazoa; Chordata; Aves; Passeriformes; Muscicapidae
Gene: ODC1
Product: ornithine decarboxylase 1
Exons: 11
Coding region: 44-1423 (459 amino acids)
Cellular component (GO): cytoplasm
Molecular function (GO): ornithine decarboxylase activity
Source: RefSeq, a predicted model, not a curated record